AUGAAGGAAAACGCUGUACUUAAGUGGCAAAAAGUGUACAAUCCUACCGGACCGCAACCCCGUCCCAGACAUGGCCAUCGCGCGGUUGCCAUAAAGGAUUUGAUGAUAGUUUUCGGCGGCGGAAAUGAAGGAAUAGUUCAUGAGCUUCACGUCUUCAAUACCACUACAAACCAAUGGUUCGUGCCCGUUACUAAAGGUGAGGUGCCACCGGGAUGCGCCGCUUAUGGGUUUGUCGUGGACGGAACGCGCCUACUAGUUUUUGGCGGCAUGGUAGAGUACGGCAAGUAUUCUAACGACCUCUAUGAAUUACAAGCCUCUCGAUGGGAAUGGAAGCAUUUGAAACCUUUGCCGCCGAAGCAGGGACUUCCUCCAUGUCCUCGGUUGGGUCACAGCUUUACUCUACUUAACGGUAAAGUAUACCUUUUCGGAGGUCUGGCUAAUAAGAGCGACGAUCCUAAAAACAAUAUUCCUAGUUAUCUCAACGAUCUAUAUACACUUGAGCUAUAUCCGAAUUCGUCGAUGACAGUGUGGGAUAUUCCUCUAACAUAUGGUCAAUCACCACCCCCACGCGAGUCUCAUAGUGGCGUGGCUUACACAGAUAAAAUCACAGGAAAGUCUUCACUGAUAAUCUACGGUGGAAUGAGUGGUUCGCGUCUCGGAGAUCUCUGGGUCUUAGAUGUUGACAGCAUGUCAUGGUCUCGACCUGAGCUCCAUGGCAUUUCACCUCUGCCUCGCUCCUUACACACUGCUACUGUAAUUGGACACCAUAUGUAUGUCUAUGGAGGCUGGGUCCCUCUUGUUCCCGAUGAAUCCAAACUUGCCACUCAUGAGAAAGAGUGGAAAUGUACAAAUACCCUAGCUUCUCUCAACUUGGAAACUAUGACAUGGGAUGAUAUCUCUCUUGAUAAUUUUGUUGAAAGUGUACCGAGGGCCAGAGCUGGCCACAGUGCAGUAGCUAUACAAACAAGAUUAUAUAUUUGGUCAGGUAGAGAUGGAUACAGGAAAACAUGGAAUAACCAAAUUUGUUGUAAAGAUUUGUGGUACCUAGAAGUAGGAGUACCACCACAAGCUGGACGAGUGGCAUUGGUCAGAGCUGGAACAACCUCACUUGAAUUAUGCUGGCCAGCCAUGAAUACUGUGACAACAUAUCUGCUGCAAGUCCAAAAGUGUGGUAAAGUGACACCUGCCAGAUUUCCAUCCGCAUCUGAUCCAGUUACUGCUCCACCACCUGCAUCCCCCAUAGCCUCACAGCCAGAUGCAGCAAAAGCCUUUGGUCUUAUGUCACCCAUUUCAUCAUUACCUCCAACCGCUGCUGAGGUGCCUGCCCGUCCUACAGUCGCCGUCGCUUCGCCAGCUCCCACUACACCGCAAAAGGUUGUAUCAGGCUCCAUCAAAGUACCAACUCAAGCCACUGCAGUGAAGAUUGCCCCUAAUACUCCUAUGAAACCAUACGCCGGUAAAACUAUGGCUAAAUCACCGGCAGCAGGAUCAUCACAACAAAUAAAGGUAGCUGCAGUCACCCCCCAGGGCGUCACAAGAAUCGUCAGUGGAGUCGGCACUCCCGCUACGGUUCGAGUUUCGACGCCGCAGUCAAAUGCACAGAUAGUUCUCGGCUCACCUGCCGGAUCCAGCACACCCCGUUUCGUGCAGGUGAAGACAGGCACUAGCGGAGGCGUACCAGUGAAGCUGGGCACCGGUAAUACUGUAAAGUUGGCCGGAAACACCUUAAAAAUUGGCGCAAAUUUACAAGGAAAGCUAACUAACAGUGUUCAGAAAGUCACAACAUCUAAUGUACCCUUAAAACUGAGUGCAGGAAAUGUAAAAAUCGGUACCAGUAAUGUCCUAGUAAAAAGUGCGGGUGGAGUACCGAUUCAAGCCGGUGUGCAAGCUAAAAUAGCUAGCGGUGUGCCUGUUAAACUUGGAGCUGGCAAUUUACCUGUGAUCGGCAGCAGCGGUGGCACUAUUCAGAUAGCGACCAGUCCUCUCUCGGGACAAGGAGGCAAACAGCCCGUGUACAAGAUCGUAACAGCGAAAUCUGGGGAACAAGCCACGGUCGUGACAUCGGCGGCCGGUGGAGUCUCAGCAGGAGCGACAGUUUUGCGGCAGGCUGGCGGUAACGCCGGUAUUCCUGUCAUUAUUAAAAAGACCCCUGGAGCUAAUGCUCAAGCGAGCUCAUCACCCCAAUACGUAACAUUAGUCAAGACUUCCACAGGCAUGACGGUCGCUACGAUGCCCAAAAUGGCCAUGGUUCAAAACCGACCGGUGGUAUCGAGUGGGGCGCAGGCACAGGGAAUUGCUCCAGGUGCGACGUUCGUCAAGUUGGUGUCGGCCAACACGGUUGGGGGCAACAAAAUAAUAACUUUACCCUCAAACGUCCUUCAACUGGGAAAGUCUGGUGUGGGCAACAAGCAGACAAUAGUUAUCACAAAAUCAGGGACACAAGCACAGCAGGGACAACAGCAGUGA
Messenger RNA from Leptosia nina, 2466 nucleotides. NCBI's taxonomy places the organism in Eukaryota, Metazoa, Arthropoda, Insecta, Lepidoptera, Pieridae. The record is from the annotation of a GenBank genome assembly.